Messenger RNA from Amaranthus tricolor (Joseph's coat), 7023 nucleotides. RefSeq names its product ran-binding protein 1 homolog a-like. Lineage: Eukaryota; Viridiplantae; Streptophyta; Magnoliopsida; Caryophyllales; Amaranthaceae. The transcript has 5 exons. Gene Ontology annotation, biological process: nucleocytoplasmic transport. Gene Ontology annotation, molecular function: GTPase activator activity. Gene Ontology annotation, cellular component: cytoplasm; nuclear pore. Bases 1 to 684 code for a protein of 227 amino acids. The record is from RefSeq and is a predicted model, not a curated record.
AUGGCAAGGCUCCUUAACGUUUUUGGCGUAAUUUUAAAAUAUAAGAUUGAACUCGAGCUCAAAGAAGAAGAGCAAGUUCCAGAAGAAGAUACUGGAGCUCAAAUUGCCCCUAUCGUCAGACUUGAAGAGGUCGCCAUUACUACUGGUCAAGAAGAUGAAAAUGCUCUGCUUGAUCUAAAAGCAAAGCUUUACAAAUUUGAUAAAGAAGAAAAUCAAUGGAAAGAGAGAGGUUCUGGUACUGUCAAGUUUCUCAAGCGUAAAGUCAGUGGAAAGGUUCAAUUACUCAUUCGGCAAUCUAAGGCAUUGGAGAUCUGUGCUAAUCAUCUCUUUAUUGCUGGUAUGACGGUUCAAGAACAUGUUGGAAAUGAGAGGUCCUGCGUAUGGCAUGCUAGUGAUUAUGCUGAUGGAGAAUUGAAGGAGAUGUUCUGCAUCCGAUUUGCAUCUAUUGAAAAUAACAAAAACUUCAUGGAGAUGUUCCAAGAGAUUGCUGAAUCACAGCAGAAGCAGGAGGAGAAUAAAGAUGCAUAUGCCACUGCUGAAGCUCUUGAAAAGCUGAGUGUUGGAGGAGAGAAAAGUGAGGAGAAAGCAGUUGCUCCAGCUAAAGAAGCAGCUGCUCCAGCAGAGGAGACAAAAGCCGAGCUGAAAAAGGAUGAUAAGGAGAAGGGUGAAGAUUCUAGCGCUUGAUUUAUGGUAUAUUUCAAGGUCUGGUAUCUGUUCAUCAUUUUGCGCAAAUAUUUUGAUAGUCAUUAUUUUGGUCGGUAUUUAUUCAAGAGACCAAAUGGGUUGUUGUCUAGUUUGUUGAGUUAUGUCUUCUAUCUGGGUGUCGAGGGUUUUUAGUUGUUUUCAUUUUGGGUUCUUAGAUGAGGCUUCCAGUGCCUUCAUAUAUACUGUACUUGGUGCAAGUUGGGUGUGCUUUUGGCUGUACGCUGCUGAGUCUUGCAUUUACAGGAAUUUUCUACAAGAAAAAGCCUUUUUGUUAUAGUUGGCUCUUUUUUUGUUAUUCUAAUUCUAUUGGAUUGUUAAUAUUAGAAUGUUGUUGCACCACCGGUUAUUCCAAUUAUUAAUAAUACACCUAAUCAACCUGCAUUUGGGCUGUGUGAGCUAUGGGGGAAUUACAAAGCGAUUAGCAACGGAAGCAGUCUAAGGCUAGGUUUAGUAAUGACAUAAUAAUACCCGAUGCGUAUUAAGGUUUGAAUUCUCCUUUGGAUUAAAGAUGACAAUGAAGCAGAGGCGGCUUUAUAUGGAGCAUGGUUGUUUUUGGGUUAGAUUUUGUUCCUAGUUACCGGAGAUUGAAGAAGGGUGAGGGGGGAAUGCAUUUAUACCAGGUUGGUAGGAUUAUGUGCUAUGCCUGCUGUCAAUCCAAGUAACUGUAUCCGAUGCAUUUCUAACAAGAUUAAGAUAUGUAAAUCACACACAGAAAACAAAAUUGUGACUCCAAGCACGUUUCCUUAUAGUAUCAAAUCGUACCUUCAGCUUGGAUAUUAACCUGAGGAGUUGGUUGGUAUACGGAAAUCUAAACCGCACCUCGCUUCCAUUGGUGAGUGAUGAUGAAAUGGCAUUGUCUACCCUUGUCUUGUCUGAUGCAACGUGGGAGCACUACCUUACUAUUGAUGCUCACUUCCCCCACUUUCACCUUGAGGACAAGGUGAAUCUCUUUGUGGCGGGUAAUGUUAUGAUGCCAAGUCCAUCCACGGAGACCGCAAGGAAUAAAACAGAAGGGUUAUUGACUUAUAUUAGGCGUAAGAAAAAAGGAUGAGCUGGCAAAAUAUUUUCAUUGUAUUAGUUGAGCUGUUAUUUUUCUGUUUUAGUGCUUUGUAUAUUUUAUAUAUAGGGGCUGUUUUGUAUUUUUCAGUUUUAGGAAAUAACUGAAGUAAAUUCACUUAGGAGUUCUGGCCACUCAAAGGACCAGGUUGUAUUUUCCUUUCUUGAUAUUCAAUAACUCAGAAGCAUUAUUCAGUAUAUUUGCCUCUUGGUUCUUGUUCAGUGUAUCGGAGGUCACUGCCCAAGAUUUGUCUUGCUCUUGCAUAACAAGGUCUCAGUUACUGCAGUAUAGACUCUGCCUGCUUCUGUUUCAAUUUCUUUUUUUUUUUGUUUUCUUUUUUGUAGUCAGCAUAUGUUGAUAUGUUGUAUUCUCUUUGUUACUUAGGCAGGAGCAAUGAGAAUUCGUACUCCUGAGUUUUUGUUGUUUGAGCAUUGGCCAGGAUAGCUCUGCGAUUUGAAUGAUUCAUUGAAGUCUCUGAUGGAAUCUCAGUACUUUGAUUUGGUUUGUCCAAAUCUGAAAUAUGGGCACAUUCUGGGUGUUUGACAUCUGAUACUCAUCAAAAACUGUAGGAGGCAUAGCAUGUUUUAGGUUCUACAUGAUCCCCUAGUGUUAAAGAAUGAUUAUCCUAGUAAUUAAUCAUUUCAUAUGUCAGUAAACUGGACUUUUGUAUUCUAAUCUUGCGUUUAUCCUUGUUUUUCUUUGUCCCAGCCGGUGGAGCGGAUCACCAUCCUUUCUUCUUAUUACUAUGGUGAGGAUUAAUUUGAAAUCCUCCUUGCCGUCAUGUAUUUCCAUCCCUUUUUAUCAUAUAUGAUACGAUGCUUUUCUGCUAGAGGUAAAAAGUGAAACAUGUAAAGCGGAGAGAUCAAUUUUAAAAAGACGUCUUGCUGCUGCUUCUGUUGAAAUUUAAAGAUGGGUAAGCAGAAAGAACCCCUUAUCUAAUUCUGUCUUAUUUCAUUUUUAUUGUUAUGAUUGCUUACUAUCUUUAUUUUAUUGGCAGAGAACCCCUUAUCUAAUUCCCCUGACUGUUGAGAAUAUGAGGUCAAUGAUAUUUUGUUCCAUGUCUUUCAUAAUAUAUGUGAAAAGCAUUAAAAUUAUUUCUCUUUAUAUUAUGAAUCAUAAAACCGGCAUAAUAAAUGUUUUACUUCUAUUUGAUUGCUUAUGCGUGUUAAUCCAGUUUUGCACAUAUUACAACAUUUCAUUGCCCUAAUGUCGUAAACUAACACCACCUAGGUAGCUUGGGUGGGGUGGGGCGGAGCGGAGCGGAGCGGAAGGCUGGGAGUAAGUAGCCUUUUUCUUGUUAGUGAUGAUAAAGAUGUCUGAUCAACUUUUCGUAGCAAAACAUCGCCAUCAAGGCUGCAACUCCACAUAAAUUAGAAGUGCACAUUAUUUAGUGACUCAUUUGAAUAGUCUAGUUUUGCAUAUAUGACUUGCAAGAAUAUAUUUAUUUCUUAUUUUAAAAAAUAAAGAUUAGUCAUUUUGCAAAAGCUUUUAUUAUUUAUGUGCCAAGUAAUUUUUGUUUUGUUGAUUCUUCUAUCAUAGCAAGCUUUUGUUCGAUGUUCAGACAGGAGUCAUCUUAGCAAGUAAUGGAUCAAAACAAAUAAGCUUUCUCAAAAUCUGGUCAACAUAAUGAGAACGACUUUGCGAGAAGUCAUUAUUGGUUUCCUCUCCUUAAACUCUUGGAUCUCAUUGUAUUAUAGGCGUUAUCCACAAUCUCUAAGUUUGAAUCUGUUAAACGUAUCAUGGCUUUUUAAUUGUAAUUGAGAGUCCGCGACCAAAACUACAUUUUUGCACUAUGCUUGACGCCUACUUGAUUAUUUACUCGUGAAUGGUGCUAAAGGCAUCAUGAUUUUAAUGAUAGGUAUUUUGGUCAGACUUCAGAGUGGCAGACAAGUAAACCCUUUUUUGGUCAAACUCAAGCGUCAGGGUAUACUUUAAAUAUAUCAAGUCUAAAUUUUUUUGAAAUUUUUUUUGUAAUUAUGUCUUUAAAAAAACUUGUGUAAGACCUGGUGUGGUUUAUUAUGAUUAACUCGCACUUUAUUUCCCCAUUACCUAGCAUCUAUAACUUGUUGUCUUUGUCAUAAGUUUAGGGUCGUUCUUAUAAAAUUUAGAAGUAAAGACACUAUAUUAUCAUUAAAGAGCUGAAGAUAGCAAAUCACAUGAUCAUUAGAGUAAUUCACGUCAAACUCUCCAAAGGAAGUAUUCCCCUUUGAGUUGUCCCUUAUAUGUGGAAAAGCCUACACAGGGAAAUUAAAUGAGGAAAGCUCAAAUGGGAGGAGGGAGUAGUCAUAAAGUCUGGCCAUAGGAAGACUCUACCUAAUAUCUACUUUUAGGUUUGUUUUGUUCAACAUUAACGCAUGGACCUCCUGUAAAGAUAAAAACAUGUUUAGAUAAUUCUCCAUCUCCAAAAUGCUUCACACAAUGAAUAAGGAUAUAGUCUACAUGUGGAUGUGGGGUAUUAACUACCACUAUUCUAAUUCACAAGCAUAAUCAUUGAACACACAGCAAAAAUGCUCCCCCUUGAAGAAUAUAAAACUCAAACCACAGAAUUCGUCGUUUAAGGUAAUUUAAAACUUUAAUUCCCUCAUUUUUGGAUUACCCUUGGCAACUACAAGAUGAAUAAGCUGUGCAGAUAUUUUGAUGUAAUUUAUUUAUUCUGUAGUAGGAGUUGCAAAAUUUUGUAGUUCUUUGGUUCCAAAUUGUAUGAACUAUAGUAAAAUGUCUCAUAUAUGUUUAUUUACGUGAAGUCGCUAAAUGUAGUUUGCUAUCAAGGUAAUUGGAAGCGACCUCUUUGUAAUUUCAAGAGAAGGGUCUCGUGUAUCUAUACCUCUUUGUAAUUGAAAUGUUUCUUAAAUUUGUCCCCCGAACUCCGCCUAUUUCCUAAGCAAGAGUGGGUUAAUGACAUUGAGGUAAUGAAAUGUUGUUGCUACUUGCAACUUGUGGAAAGACAACUUGUUCCUAAUUGUGGGUUUUUGAAUCCGUUGCAUUUUACAUUGGAAAUAAUUACAUAUUUACUCCCUUCUGUUUUAUUUGACACACUAACAAGGCAUGAUUAUUAAGAAGCCCAUGUAGAGAGACAGAGAGAGAGAUAGAAAAGAGGGGCUCAUAUGAUGAGGAGAGGGAUAGAGAAAAAUUAUGCAAAACUAGAAAUACGGCAAAUAACCUAAAACAACCCAAAAAGGCGUUGCAAGACUUGCAACUGAAAAAAAUGGAGGGACUAUAAUAGGGGAAGAACAAAUUGUCCUAAAUUUAGGAAUGUCACGGCCUGAUGAGAUUUUCAGAAAUUUGACGAGGGAAGAAAGGUCUUGAACAGGCGUCAAAGAAGUGUUUCUUAAGCGGGUAGGCCUAUAGAAUAAAUGAAAAAUAGUCUCCUAGUGUUUGAUAGUUGAAGUUUAUAUAAAGUCCAAUUUGCUGAUGCAUAUAAUUCACUCGUCCUAAAUUCACUUUAUGCACCCUUUUGAUAUAACUUGAUAGUAGUACUUUCAUAAAGCAUGAGUCUACUGUUGAGGGUAUCUUUUCCAAUCACAUUUAAGAGAUUUUGUUGGACAGUCCUCGUUUUCUAUGUUCUCUCUGUCACAUAGUCAUGUAAUUAGGAUUACCCUUCUGGGCGCUUUGCAGGAGUGAAUCGAGGUCACUUCUACUGGACAUGUUGGAUCACUGCAGCUAUAAUAUACUUCUGCAAUUAUUGUGAAAUUGGCUGUGGAUUUUGGAUGAUUAAAAGUGUAAAAUGUGAAAACAUUGUUUUUCUAUUGAGGGUACUGCUGUACGUGAUGAAAACCAAACCCUUGUUACAAGGCUGAAAGCAAAAGCCUUGAUACUCGAUGUUGUCUCUUUAAAUCAGUGGAUGUAUUUUCUCUCGAGUUUUGGUACUAUACCUGUAAAGAUGCUGCCUUCAGGUUCCGAAACUGUGAUGGUCGACUGGUCGUCUUAUGUGUUACGUACUGUUACUUGACAUGCCACUGAUUCCAGUAUUAAAUAGUUGAAUGUUUGCAGUCAGAAUCUAGUAUAGUUGCUACUUCUACCGACUACCAUGCCCUUAUCUUUAACACUUUCCAUUCCUAGUCAAUAUAGUAUUUGUGUGGGGUAGGACAGCUUCAAUCUGUUAUGAUCAUUAUCAUCAAUCCUUGAUGUGUUCUCAUUUUCAAACUAGAUGUUCAAUGACAGUGUCUGAAUGCUAUAUCAGUCUCUUUACAAAGACUACAGCGUUUUCAUUCAUAUCGCUCAUAUAUCAUUGCUUAACUGGUUUGCCGUGCGUUUUCAGGGAAGAUUCAUACAGCAGAUACACUGCAGACUCGAUGAGUAUACAAAUCUAUGUCAAGUGGGAACUCAAAAUAAUUGUGAUUUGUAUGUGAAGGUGAGAUGGGAAACAGAGAUUGAAGAACACAAAUCUUCCUGAGAACCAAACAUGUCGUGAAAAGAUUCAACCGAAACAAGACAAGUAUAUAUGAUUUUUGCUCAAUUAUUUUGAGAUAUCAAUAUUGUUUCGAAAAGUAGACACAAUUACACUGAUCUUGAAUCAGAGAUAUAUUACCGUUUCAUUUUGUUUUGGUUGAUUUGUGGAUGAAGUCAACCAUGACUGUAUAACAUCACUGUUUUCUUCCCGUCUUGUUGUUGUCAUUAGCAGACAACUUCCACUGUAGCGGGACUAUCACUUUUUGUCUUCUUAUCGGUAAAGAUUGCCUGAUUUGAUACUCUUUUUGCUUCAUAUUUUGAUGUUUUAUUUUGUAGGGAAGUUUUCUGGUAAACAUUUGAAACACAUUUUGGUUUCGUUAUCCAGAUUUCUUUUCUAUGUUUUCCAUUGGUAUUGUGCAGGCAUGUCAUUAUACACAUUAUUCAUUGUUUAAUGUCCAGGCCUCCCUUGGUAUCCUUUGUGCUAGUGAUGGCAUUAGCCUGGUAUGUAUCGUGUUUUAUGUUGAACCUUGUGCUAGUGCCGACCUACUUGGAAGGCGAAAUUAGAAGAUAAAAAUAAAUGCCUAGAAAAUAUAUAUAUAUAAAGUGAGAUUAUCAUAGAUAUAAUUAUUGGUCGUUUUUUGUGUUAUUUCAUACAGCCGGCCUUCUGAGAGAUUGUCUUUCUGAGAUUAGGCUUAAUUCAUUAAAUCUUAAUGUCUGCUUAUUGUAUUUUUAAUACAUAUUUACAUUAUUUUUAACACCUUUUUAUUGUAUCCUUAAAUGCCUAUGUAUAGAAUCUUUAAUGCCUACUUAUAUUAUUUAUAAUGCCUAUUUUUUUAUAUUUUUUUAAUGUUUAUUUAUAUUAUCCUUAAUUU